AGCUACUAACCAAAGACUACAAUAUUAUCAAUUAUACUAGACUAACUCAUCUGACAUCUAUAAUACGACGAUCGCCUCAUACUCAAAAACAAUCAACAAAUAUCACAUAUUACGAUAAAAUAAGCCAAACAGCAAGAAAAUGCCUAAAGUUGUUUCCAGGAGUAUUGUUUGUUCUGACACAAAAGACCAAGAAGAAUACAAUGAAACAAAACCACUGCAUAUUUACUAUUGCUUAUGUGGACAAAUGUCGCUAAUUCUGGAUUGUUCAUUGGACAGACUACCACUGCGACCAAUAGACGGAGCUCGAGUCAUUGAUGGUUCAAAACACGCUCAUAAAAUCACUUCAGAUCCUGAUGAAACGAUUUAUUUAAAACGAGAGAAAGGUAUUGAAAGGCAAUACAGAUUAAAAUGUAAGAAGUGUUCUAUUCCCAUUUAUUACAAGCACGAUCAAGAAAGCAAUGUUGUUUUUAUACUAGAGGGUGCAUUGGUGCAGACAGUGGGUGAAGUAACAGACAUCUAUAAACAAGUGGCUUUAGUCCAACCAAAGAAAAUUAUGGUUACAAAACAUACUAAGAAUAUGGGUAAAUUCAGUUCAGUGACAGUUUCCACUAUAGAUGAGGAAGAAGAUGAGAUAGAAGCGAGAGAAGUGGCUGACAGCUAUGCAAAUAAUGCUAGGAUUAUUGAAAAACAAUUGGAAAGGAAAGGAAUGAACAAGAGACAGGCUGAAAUGCCAUCACAAGGCUCCGGUGAAAAAAGAGUUCGAGGUACUUUGAUAGACAAGUAGUUUUUUAUUUAUUGUUUGAACAUUGUAAUAACUAUACAAUUUUUAACUUAUACAAUAUAGCUCAA
This is a messenger RNA of Pieris brassicae (large cabbage white), 849 nucleotides long. RefSeq names its product STING ER exit protein. The record is from RefSeq and is a predicted model, not a curated record. Bases 140 to 784 code for a protein of 214 amino acids. Lineage: Eukaryota; Metazoa; Arthropoda; Insecta; Lepidoptera; Pieridae. The transcript has a single exon.